GCGCGCCCCCGAGCGUACACAAACUCCGUGUGCUUGCCACACAGUUGUCAUCUUGAACAUGCCACAGAAAUUAUAGACGCUAUGCGAUGCAUUGUUUCUCACCGACGACGAUGAAAAAAUCCUGAGCGCGAUUUCAUCGGUGCACGGGCAUUAACAUGCCGAACUUUGGGCUGGUUUUGAAGGAAGUGAGCUUUUGGGUUCCGGUGACGAACUGCUUUUAAUUUUGGCUGUCAGGAAACUCGCUGCGCUAAAGAUUCAUUCUAGCAUCUGCUGCUUAUCUUCAACAACAUUACGAGAACGCCUGGACUAAUGUCGCCUCAAGAGCCCCUCUCCUGCCUAACAUUACUACAUCCGCUCGUGCGUCCGUCUGGGAGCGCAUUUCUCGCACUUUUUACGAGUUUUAACUUUCGCUGAGUUUAGCCGUCAUCAACGGAAAGAGGAAUUUGUUCAAGCAAGGCGCACGCUCUUUUGUGCAGAUCCUCGACAGUGCGACUCCUGUGCAGUUUUCCUCGUACGUUUUUCGCUUUUACUUCGGUGAAGUGGAUACAUGAAGGCUGCUUUCACAGUCACAUGCCUUCAUUCAUAAUCAUUUGCCGCACAAUAAUGCGGAGGCUGUCCAUGCAUGGAGCUGAGGGCUCGUUUUCUUGUUUAUUUGGCUUUACAAAGUUGUUACGCACAGGAUUCAUUGACACAGACGGACUGUUACCGAUUCGCCUUUCGAUAGAAAAGUGAAAACUGUAGGUUUGUGCCGUGAGCUGGCCAGACAUCGACGGAGAGGGAAAAUAUGCAAACCUGGCAGGAAAAGAAGCCAUCAAAAUUACGGAAAUCCCUUCUUUUCCUCCGGUCUGCUAUUACGAAUGCAGUCUGUGUAAGCAGCUCGCGUAUAUCUGCACCAUUUGUGUGAUUUUUAUACAUUCUAAACCUUUUGGACGUGAAGUUUAUUAUUCAGAUUUGCUUUGAACUCUCCAUGCAAUAGUCAUUAUGCUGUCUACACAAAGCUAUACAUAUAUGGACGAAACGUCAAUAUCUUCGUAGUCACUAGAUUGCUACUUUCUCUCAGCAUAAACUGGAAAUUACGUGUGUGUUAAGAGGUCUCUUCUCUUGAAUGGUCUGAGGAAUAAGUUUGAUGGGUGAUAUGGGAGACCCUCAGGGGUCCGCUCGCCUGGAAGCUCUUUAGCAAUGGCAGCGGCCUGGAAAUCUGUGGACAGUCACAUUACAUUAACUGUUACGUUUGUCUUCACGAUAUACAUCGAGUUCCUGAAGACAGGACAAAAAGUGAUUCUGUGAAGAGCCCUCUUUCACCUGCGUUAAGUUCAGGCCAUUAAUGGGUGACACUAGAGGACAGUGUGUGUGAGGACCUUCAAACCUGAACUCUCAUCAAGAGCACACACAAUCAUACCGCCAAAAUGAAUGAGAGACAGGCUCUUCAUUCAAUUAUGAAGGAUCUGGUGGCACUGCAGAUGACCAGGCGCCAGUCGGCGUCAACUUAUGACACGGCAAAACCUAAACCCGUCAGCACUGCCAGCUCUUCCAAAAGAAUGGAGGAUGUCAGGAUUAAGUUUGAGUUCUGUGGUGAACGAAGGAUUCUGAUGUUUGGGCGGCCUGUGCAGUUUGAGGAAGUCCAGCAGAAAGUCAAAACAUUCUUCGGUCAGCCGUUAGACCUGCAUUAUAUGAAUAAUGAGCUGUCCAUUCCCCUGCGUGAUCAGGAUGACUUGGAUAAAGCCAUUGAUCUGUUGGACCGCAGCUCAAACAUGAAGAGCAUCAAGAUCAUGCUGCUGACACAGGAACAAAGCAAUGCCUCUUCUCCAUCUCAUCACACAUUGUGUAAGCAGGUUCGCAUCAAAACCUCUCAGUCCACCGGUGAUGUCAGUACUGCCUACCAAUCCUCAGAAACAAGAGGACGCCACCACUCCACCAGCUCUCAGAACACUGGCCGAAGUUCUCCGCCCCCUGGUUAUGUUCCUGAGUGCCAACAGCGAAUCGCACGUCAGGGAUCGUACACUAGCAUCAACAGCGAGGGGGAGUUCAUACCUGAAACCAGCGACCAGUGUGUGCUGGAUUCUUGGAGCAGUGCAGAAAACUCUGUGUCUGGCAGCUGUCAGUCAUUGGACAGCAACUCUGACAGUCCCUCACUCAGGAAACCUCGUACACACAGGGUUAAGAGUCACCCUGACAACCGACAGGACUGUGCAGACCGGGAAAACUAUGUAUAUGAUAAGAUUGUAGGGAAGGGAGGGACGUACCCUCGCAGGUAUCAUGUGUCGCUGCAUCAUAAAGACCACAGUGAAGGUCGACGGACAUUCCCACGGAUCCGCCGUCCCCAGGGAAACUUGUUCACGUUGGUGCCAUCGCGGCGUUCACUGAACGGCAGUGAGGAGAGUUUGGGGAGCUGGCAGCUGGUUGAUACUCAAGCCAGACUCCGCCCACAGGACCGCCCAGUCCCUCAUAAGUCUCCUACAGCUCCAGUGACGUGGCGCAGGGGGAAGUUGCUGGGUCAGGGUGCUUUUGGAAGGGUUUAUCUGUGCUAUGAUGUGGACACAGGCAGGGAACUUGCAGCAAAACAGGUUCAUUUUGACCCUGCCAGUCCAGAGACCAGCAAGGAGGUGAGUGCUUUAGAGUGUGAGAUACAGCUGUUGAAGAACCUGCAUCACGAGCGAAUUGUUCAGUACUACGGUUGCCUUAGAGACCAUAAUGAGAAGACCCUCACCAUUUUCAUGGAGUAUAUGCCUGGGGGUUCAGUCAAAGACCAGCUGAAGGCUUAUGGGGCUUUGACAGAGAAUGUGACACGCAAGUAUACCAGACAAAUUCUGGAGGGCAUGUCCUACUUGCACAGCAACAUGAUCGUCCACAGGGACAUCAAAGGUGCCAACAUCCUGCGAGAUUCAGCCGGCAAUGUGAAGCUGGGAGAUUUUGGUGCCAGUAAGAGGCUUCAGACCAUCUGCAUGUCCAGCACUGGGGUCCGUUCUGUUACUGGAACGCCGUACUGGAUGAGCCCAGAGGUCAUCAGCGGAGAGGGGUACGGCCGGAAGGCAGACGUUUGGAGUCUAGGCUGCACUGUGGUGGAGAUGUUGACAGAAAAGCCCCCGUGGGCUGAAUUUGAGGCUAUGGCAGCCAUAUUUAAGAUUGCCACUCAGCCCACCAACCCCCAGCUGCCCUCUCACAUCUCCGAGCACACGCGGGACUUCCUCCGCUGCAUCUUCGUGGAGGCCAAAUACCGGCCGAGUGCAGAAGAGUUGCUCAGACAUCCCUUCUCCCAGAUCUUGUGCUGAGGUUUCCCUCUAGCUGCUUCCACGGGUUAAAAACCCUAUUUUUUCUUGUUAAAGAGUGAUAAGCUCAGUUUCAAAGGCAAUCUGCAUUUCCACAGCAUGUGACCUGCCAGCACCCAAUCAGGGUUGUCGCCAGGAUUAGGUAAAAAAAACUGGUUUAUUCUCUAAUGGCUUGAAAUGUGAUGUCUUUGGGACAGCAGGGGGCGCUACAGGACUUUCGUGAUGCACAUGCUCUUCAUUACAGAAAUAAACAGAUUGAUGGUGUCCCAGGAUUAGCAGACGCAACAGACAUGAUACUGUUUGAGCCACUGAGCUGCUUCUUACAACAACUGCCAAAUGUGCCUUCUAAAGCCGACAGGGUCAAUCUCACUGACCCCUGAAUGAGUUUUUCAGACAUCAAGAAAGUGUCCUAGUAAUGAAUGUUUCAUACAGUCCACAGCAGAGUUAUGAAGUCAGUGUUUUUAUGUGCCAUUUCCCCUUCCACACGGAAUCCCGUGUGCGCCCAUUGUCUCUAUGACUCCAGGCACUUAGUGUUAAAGGAAACGUAAUAAUUGUGUCCCGGUUUGUUCCUGCCUCAGAUGAAUGAGGGUCAUACGCACGUCUCGAAUGGUUUGCAUUCGUGAUUAAUCGUAUAUAUAUAUCGAUUAAUCUUCAUCGAAUUGCACUUCCUUGAUUUAUAGUUUAUAAGAACUUUUUUAGUCUGUUACAGAAAGCAGCUUAUUCUCGUUUUUUGACUGAGGUCAGAUGCCGAGGGUCAGGGCAUGAGGUUAUAGUGGUUGAAGUUUAAUACGUAAUUUUGUACCGCAGUAGUGCCUUAUAGCAGUGGUUCCCAACCCUGGUCCUGGAGG
Molecule: messenger RNA, 4114 nt
Organism: Sinocyclocheilus grahami
Lineage: Eukaryota; Metazoa; Chordata; Actinopteri; Cypriniformes; Cyprinidae
Product: mitogen-activated protein kinase kinase kinase 3-like
Exons: 17
Coding region: 1407-3269 (620 amino acids)
Biological process (GO): protein phosphorylation
Molecular function (GO): protein binding; ATP binding; protein kinase activity
Source: RefSeq, a predicted model, not a curated record